UUAUUUGGCUCCCACAUUUCCUCCAAAUGUCGAAGGGAAAAAUGCCCUUCUCCGCUUCCACUUUGAGAUGAGCACUGCACCGCCGCUGGGCCCUGCUAAUAAAAGCUCAAAGCGUAAAUGGCUUGGGGAUUAUUGGCUUUCGCCCUUGGACUGAGACAUGAGAUCACGAUUUUUCAGCUUGCGAAGGAACCGCCUCUGCCAGGCUGCCGAGGCCGCCGCUUCCCCUCCCUGCGCGGGUCCUGCAUUCUACAUUACAUCACGGUGAGCUCUUGCUGGUAGGGGGGAGAGGAGACUUCUCCUGGGACAUAGCCCUAAACAGGGAAGGAUAAAACGGAUAAUAAGGAGGGGUGGGAGAAGUAAUGUCGAGGGAGUGGAAAGAGGAAAAAGCGGGUCCUAGUAGCACACCAUCUUUAGAGGCUGUGUGUACAGGCAAACAGAACAGCCUUAAGUAACUACAACCCCCCCCCCAAAUGCGUUCCUGCAACACCUCCCAGCCCACCUGAACCCCAAUUUUAAGUCCAACAUACAAAUAGCUGUCAGGAGACCUGGGUCUAGAGGAUUAGGGGUAUAUCUAAGUCAGGGGCCCCUGGACCUGGAAGGAUUAGAGCAUCCGCACUGGGUGGGGUGAGGUGGGGUGGGUGGACCGGAGGGCCGGGCGGGGGCGCAGCAGCCAGCGGUUACUUCCCCCUCCAGGAGACAGCAGUCAGAGGGGGGAGGCAGAAGCGCCUCCUCCCCGCCCUGAGCCGGGGAGGCAACACAGGGGGAGGAAGGUGCCUCACCUAGCCCCCCAUGAGGGGCGUAUCAUGCCAUGGCAGCUCCUGCAAACGACAGCGGCCGCAACACCCAGAGCAGGAGCAGCAGCCCCCUAGGCCGAGAGGGAGUUGGAGGUAUUGCGGCGGGAGGUCGCGACGACGGGGACAAGGGGGUCCGAGACACCGCGGCGACCGCCCCCAGCCUACCUCCGCUUGAAGACUACGAGUGCAAAAUCUGCUACAACUACUUCGACGCGGACCGGCGCGCCCCCAAGCUGCUGGCAUGCCUGCACACCUUCUGCCAGGAGUGCUUGAGCCAGCUGCAGCUCCGCGCCGCCGCCUCCUCCGGCGCGGCCCCUGAGCGCGCGCCGCGCCCGCCACCCUGGCAUGGUCCUCCCGGAGCCAUCGCGUGCCCCGUGUGCCGUCACCGCACGCCGCUGCCGGACAGCCGCGUGCACGGCCUGCCCAACAACACCAAGCUCUCCGAGGCCUUCCCGCUGGCCCUAAGAGCCGCACAGGAUCCGCUGCCCCAGGACCACCUCCCGCCACUGGACCACCGCCGGCCCGCGCCCACCACCGCCUCGCUGCCAGCCCUCGCCCCGCAGCCACCUCAACCGGCGCCACCGCCCCCCGAGGACGCCGCCCCCGGACCUCGGGGCCGCCUAGGUCUCCGCGCCCCGGGAGCCUACGAGAGCUGUCAGAACUGCAAGCGCGCGGCGCUCACCGCCGGCUGUGUAUGCGUAGUCUUUUCGUUCCUCUCCAUGGUAGUGCUGCUGUUCACCGGUCUUAUCUUCGUUAACCACUACGGUGGCGGCGGCGGCAGCGGCGGGGGUGGGGGGACGCCGGGCACCGGUUCGUCCCCCGGCCCCGCCCCAGCUACCGGAUCGCCCUCUCCCUCGCCAGUGGGACCAAUCUGCUUGUCGGUGGCCAGCAUCCUAGCGCUCUUUUCGGUGGUUGUCACCUGGAUUAUCUGCUGGCUCAAGUACCGGCCCGAGGGGGCGGCAGCGGGCUCCGCAGGCAGCGGCGGGAGUGGCUCGAGGGCGCGAGUCCCUGCCGCUCCAAGUAGUUCCAGGAGGAGCGACACGUAACGGGACCGCACACCCCGCUCCCGGUGCAUCUCCUACCCUGCGCGCCCUUAGGGCCUUGGACUCAGAGCGCUGGGGUUUCUCCCCGCUUUGUCAGUGACCACGGACCCCUGAGUCAAUGCGGAGCCUCAGUUUCCCGCCUCUUGGUCUUUCUGUUCCCUACUUCCUUUACCUUGGGCGAGAGAGGAAAACAGAAGAGAAAGGGAUGUUAGGGUGUGGGGGGAGGAACCCCUUUUGUCCAGACCUCUGCUUUAUGCGCUGCAUCCACCCUGACCAGAGUAUGUGACUGUCCUUUCCCCAAAAGUCUGAGGUUGUGCUGAAAGUGGAUUCCUGGCGCCUGGGACUUGGACGUUCAUUUAGGGAUGCGGCAUGCGCAUGCUCGUCCGCAACACUGUGCAUGGACUCUAAUUGUUUAAAGGAAAAAUUAGCAAGAUGUAACGCAAAUGAUCUUCCUGAUUCUCAGAGAUCCCGGAAGGGCAGAGACUAGUUAACAG
This is a messenger RNA of Acomys russatus (golden spiny mouse), 2331 nucleotides long. It is a transcript of the gene Rnf228, whose product is annotated as RING finger protein 223. The transcript has a single exon. The record is from RefSeq and is a predicted model, not a curated record. Gene Ontology annotation, biological process: protein ubiquitination. The coding region runs from base 809 to 1840 and encodes 343 amino acids. NCBI's taxonomy places the organism in Eukaryota, Metazoa, Chordata, Mammalia, Rodentia, Muridae. Gene Ontology annotation, molecular function: ubiquitin protein ligase activity.